Molecule: messenger RNA, 3217 nt
Organism: Acipenser ruthenus (sterlet)
Lineage: Eukaryota; Metazoa; Chordata; Actinopteri; Acipenseriformes; Acipenseridae
Product: complexin-3-like
Exons: 5
Coding region: 1192-1641 (149 amino acids)
Biological process (GO): synaptic vesicle exocytosis; regulation of neurotransmitter secretion; neurotransmitter transport
Cellular component (GO): terminal bouton; SNARE complex
Molecular function (GO): syntaxin binding
Source: RefSeq, a predicted model, not a curated record
CCCCCUAAUCCACUCUGAGUACAGUCUGGAACACCAGCAGUGCAACCCCGGAGAGAGAGGGAGAGAGAGGAGCAGGGACCAGACAGGCAGACCCACCGAUCACACUCACAGAAUAACUAGGACUGUAUCGACUGCAGGCUGGAAGAUUCGUCUGCUCACAAGGAGUUUCUACUGCCCUGCAUGGACUACUCGACCCAACAGGAUCCACAACCCUCCUUCUGAGAAGCUGAUCUGCAGUGAGACAGGGAGAGUGUGUGUGCGUGAAAGAGAGAGGGGAGAGUGUGUGUGUGUGUGUGCGUGAAAGAGAGACAGGAGUGUGUGUGUGCGUGAAAGAGAGAGGGGAGAGUGUGUGUGCGUGAAAGAGAGAGGGGCGUGUGUGCGUGAAAGAGGGGAGUGUGUGUGUGUCUGUGUGUGUGUGAAAGAGUGAAGGGAGUGAGACUGAGUGUGUGUGUGUGUGAAAGAGAGACAGAGGAGUGGGACAGUGAGUGUGUGUGUGUGAAAGAGAGACAGAGGAGUGGGACAGUGAGUGUGUGUGUCGGGAGAUACAGAGCGGUUUAUACUGUGCACACAUAGUGAUCACUGAGUGAGUUAGAGAAUCAGUAGAAUGCGUCAGUGAUCAGUGUCUCAGUGUAUUAGUGUCUCAGUGUCUGAGUGCCUCGGUGUCUCAGUGUCUCAGUGUCUCAGUGUCUGAGUGUGUCAGUGUCUCAGUGUAUUAGUGUCUCAGUGUCUGAGUGCCUCGGUGUCUCAGUGUAUUAGUGUCUCAGUGUCUGAGUGCCUCGGUGUCUCAGUGUCUGAGUGCCUCGGUGUCUCAGUGUCUGAGUGUCUCGGUGUCUCAGUGUCUGAGUGCCUCGGUGUCUCAGUGUCUGAGUGCCUCGGUGUCUCAGUGUCUCAGUGCCUCGGUGUCUCAGUGUAUUAGUGCCUCAGUGUCUCAGUGUAUUAGUGUCUCAGUGUCUGAGUGCCUCUGUGUCUCAGUGUAUUAGUGUCUCAGUGUCUGAGUGUCUCAGUGUCUGAGUGUGUCAGUGUCUCAGUGUCUCAGUGUAUUAGUGUCUGAGUGUGUCAGUGUCUCAGUGUAUUAGUGUCUGAGUGUAUUAGUGUCUGAGUGCCUCGGUGUCUCAGUGUAUUAGUGCGUGCUGCGGUGUGCUAGCGUGUGUUGGCGUGUCUCAGGCGUGUCAGAGCGCGUGUGUGUUGGUCAUGGCUUCGAUGGUAAAGUCUGUCCUCGGGGCUCCGAUCAACCUGUUCUCGUCGUGCCUGUCUCUGGACGGGAAGGAGAGGGAGCAGCACAGCGCCCCCCGCAGGCAGACAGGCAGGACCGCGGAGGAGCAGCGCAGAUACCAGGAGGAGCUGGAGGAGGAGAAGAGGAAGCGAGCUGCUCACUGCGAGAAGAAGAACAGAGAGCGAGCCGCCAUGAGAACGCACUUCCGUCACAAAUACCAGCUCGCGCAGAAUGCCAAGGAUGACAACCACCUGAAUGCAGUGGGGGGGAAGGUGGUGCUCCCCCGUGAGCUGGCUGCAGUGGUACGCUCUGAGGUGCCCCCAGCCCAGGAGCGGGGGUUCAGUCUGUUUGGUUCGUUCCAGGAGCUGGACUUCAGAGCGCUGAGAGAGUCGACACAGAACAGCUCACAGCAGUGCAGUGUCAUGUAGAGACCAUGUGAUACACACACACACACACACACACUCACAGCAGUGUAGAGACCCUGUGAUACACACACACACUCACACAGCAGUGUAGAGACCCUGUGAUACACACACACUCUCACAGCAGUGUAGAGACCCUGUGAUACACACACACACACUCACAGCAGUGUAGAGACCCUGUGAUACACACACACACACUCACAGCAGUGUAGAGACCCUGUGAUACACACACACACACUCUCACAGCAGUGUAGAGACCCUGUGAUACACACACACACUCUCACAGCAGUGUAGAGACCCUGUGAUACACACACACACACUCACAGCAGUGUAGAGACCCUGUGAUACACACACACACACUCACAGCAGUGUAGAGACCCUGUGAUACACACACACACACUCACAGCAGUGUAGAGACCCUGUGAUACACACACACACUCUCACAGCAGUGUAGAGACCCUGUGAUACACACACACACACUCACAGCAGUGUAGAGACCCUGUGAUACACACACACACACUCACAGCAGUGUAGAGACCCUGUGAUACACACACACACUCACAGCAGUGUAGAGACCCUGUGAUACACACACACACACUCUCAGCAGUGUAGAGACCCUGUGAUACACACACACACACUCACAGCAGUGUAGAGACCCUGUGAUACACACACACACACUCACAGCAGUGUAGAGACCCUGUGAUACACACACACACACUCACAGCAGUGUAGAGACCCUGUGAUACACACACACACUCUCACAGCAGUGUAGAGACCCUGUGAUACACACACACACACACACACACACUCACAGCAGUGUAGAGACCCUGUGAUACACACACACACACUCACAGCAGUGUAGAGACCCUGUGAUACACACACACACACUCACAGCAGUGUAGAGACCCUGUGAUACACACACACACACUCUCACAGCAGUGUAGAGACCCUGUGAUACACACACACACACACACACACACACACACACACACACACUCACAGCAGUGUAGAGACCCUGUGAUACACACACACACACUCACAGCAGUGUAGAGACCCUGUGAUACACACACACACUCUCACAGCAGUGUAGAGACCCUGUGAUACACACACACACUCACACAGCAGUGUAGAGACCCUGUGAUACACACACACACUCACAGCAGUGUAGAGACCCUGUGAUACACACACACACUCUCACAGCAGUGUAGAGACCCUGUGAUACACACACACACUCACACAGCAGUGUAGAGACCCUGUGAUACACACACACACUCUCACAGCAGUGUAGAGACCCUGUGAUACACACACACACACUCACAGCAGUGUAGAGACCCUGUGAUACACACACACACUCUCACAGCAGUGUAGAGACCCUGUGAUACACACACACACACUCACAGCAGUGUAGAGACCCUGUGAUACACACACACACACUCACAGCAGUGUAGAGACCCUGUGAUACACACACACUCACACACACACACACUCUCCAUGUUUGUAAUUGUUGAUACAGAUCUGGAUUUGCAGCACUGUAAUGAAUAACAUGAGUAAAUUUGUAACGAAAUAAAAGAGUGGAAUUCAA